ACUUUGAUCAAAGCCACAUGGAGGGCGGAUCUGAGGACUCUGCUGAUUGGUCACAGCUCAGAGUCUCCUUCUGACAGCAUGGCGUCUGCAGAGAAGCCUCUUCUCUUCGGAUAUUUCCGCAGCUCCUGCACAUGGAGAGUUCGUAUUGCUCUGGCCCUGAAAGGCAUCGAGUACGACCAACAACCUGUCAACCUCAUCAAAGAUGGCGGCCAGCAGCUGACCGAUGAUUACAAGCGGGUGAACCCCAUGCUGCAGGUCCCGGCGCUGAGGAUUGAUGGCGUCACCCUGAGCCAAUCACUGGCCAUCAUCGAAUACCUGGAGGAGACCCGGCCCAGCCCGGCCCUCCUCCCGCGGGACCCGGUCCAGAGAGCGCGGUGCCGGAUCAUCAGCGACCACAUCACAUCCGGGAUCCAACCGCUACAGAACCUGUCCCUCCACACGCUUACACGUCUCCUCUGCGGCAGGUUCCGGGUGGACAUGACUCCGUACCCCACAAUCUCCAGAAUCAACCAAUCACUGAUGGCGCUGGAGGCCUUCCAGGUCAGCCACCCGUCCCGGCAGCCCGACACCCCGCCGGAGCUCAGAGCUUAAUGGGCCGAAGAGGAACCCUCCUGCGUCCCCUCC
Molecule: messenger RNA, 624 nt
Organism: Nanorana parkeri
Lineage: Eukaryota; Metazoa; Chordata; Amphibia; Anura; Dicroglossidae
Gene: GSTZ1
Product: glutathione S-transferase zeta 1
Exons: 7
Coding region: 79-591 (170 amino acids)
Biological process (GO): glutathione metabolic process; L-phenylalanine catabolic process
Cellular component (GO): mitochondrion
Molecular function (GO): maleylacetoacetate isomerase activity; glutathione transferase activity
Source: RefSeq, a predicted model, not a curated record